Molecule: messenger RNA, 1763 nt
Organism: Acanthoscelides obtectus
Lineage: Eukaryota; Metazoa; Arthropoda; Insecta; Coleoptera; Chrysomelidae
Source: the annotation of a GenBank genome assembly
AACAAAACUAAUCACAAGUUACGUGCUAAAGCGCCACAUAAAACUGUACAUUUGUCAACCGUCUCCGCGUAUUUGUGUCACGGAGUGACGCCACGCGUGCGAAAUAGGUAUAUAGUCCGAUCGCAUGAUCAUGGUUUAUCUUCGCGAGUAAUAAUAGUCAUGAACGUGCAAAAACGUCUUCAUGGACGAUAUAGGAAAAUGUCGCAGUCCAGCUAAAGCUAAUUACAUGUCGUGAAAAGCAAUGGCUUCAAAUGCGGGCACAGGGUGCUUGAUAUCUCUUCAAAAUGGUCUCCAUUUCGGUUGGACGUCUCCAUUCUUCGUAGAGCUGACAAAUGACAAAGAACACUACGACAUCACCGAAGAGCAGGCUUCAGUAUUCACCACGCUGCCCCCUAUAGUUACAAUUUUGUCAUGCCCUCUAGUCACCUGGAUGUGCAAUGCGGUAGGGCGGAAGACCACCCUUCUUGCAGGUGCUGUACCUUUCAUUUUAUCCUGGGUUUUGGAGGUGUUCGCUACAGAUGUGUAUACGUUUUAUAUAGCCAGAGCUCUAACUGGGUUAGGGACAAGCGCUUCAACUGCAUCUCUAUCCAUGUAUAUCGGAGAAAUAGCUACACCUGAGAUAAGAAGUUUCUGGGGAAACUUCCUGUCCAUCUUCUUAGGCCUUGGACAAUUCAUGAUCAACCUCAUAGGGUUCCACUUCAGCGUCAGUCAAGCUUCAUACAUCUGCCUAGUGCCAGCAUUUCUCUUUGUUUUCACCUUUCCCUUAAUGCCUGAAUCGCCGUACUACCUACUCAUGAAAGGAAAGGAAGAUGGGGCAAAAAGGAGUUUGAAAAAACUAACCCGCAAAAAGGACAUCGAAGUAGAUUUCGAGCAACUGAAGACGGACGUUAACAGACAGAUGUCAGAUAGAGGCAACUGGGGAGAUCUAGUUUUCAUUUUAGCUAACAGAAAAGCUUUAACUGCUGGGAUACUGAUGAGAUGCGCCCAAAUGUUUUGUGGUGCCAGCGCUUUCCCAGCUUAUACCAGGUAUAUUUUCGAAAAAGCUGUAGGUGACUCCGAAACAUCCACCCUAGUCUUCAGUGGAGUCAUGGUGAUAAUGACAUUACUAGCAGGUUUCACGAUUGACCGCCUUGGAAGAAAGAAAUCAUUUGUUAUAUCCAUGUGUUUGAGCAUCGUAUGCCUUCUAUUCCUUUCAAUAUUCUACUAUAUAGAGGAAUUUCAACCACAAGUGGAUAUAUCUAAUCUACUCUGGAUGCCAGUGGCUGGAAUGGUAGCUUAUAUGACAUUUUCAUCUUUCGGAGUAGUUAACGUACCGACGAUUAUGCUUGGAGAGCUUUUUUCUGCUUCCAUCAAAGCUAAAGGUCUCACAGUAUUGUUGUGCGUCAUGGGUCUGAUGAUAUCACUGACCAAUUACUUGUUCUUCUGGUUGAACGUCUCUUAUGGUAUGUUUUGCCCUUUUCUAGUUUUUGCUAUAGUUAGUACUGUUUUGACUGUGCUUUGUUUUUAUAUGAUACCAGAAACUAAAUGUAAAACUUUGGAAGAAAUACAGCAGAUACUAGGUGGAAAUGUACAAUGUAAAUAAAGAUUUGAACGAUUUUGAUGUUUCUUUAUUUAAUCUAAUAUAGAUAAUGAUACAAUAAAAUCUCUACCUCUGUAUCAUGGACGUUUAAUACUUCAUAUAUGGUCUUAGGAAGUGUAGUGGCGCUUAUUAAAAAACCAAGAAGUGGUUUAGAAUUGAUAGUUUAUUCAAUUAUUCAAUGAAU